Messenger RNA from Phasianus colchicus (ring-necked pheasant), 2229 nucleotides. It is a transcript of the gene PPP3CC, whose product is annotated as protein phosphatase 3 catalytic subunit gamma. The record is from RefSeq and is a predicted model, not a curated record. Lineage: Eukaryota; Metazoa; Chordata; Aves; Galliformes; Phasianidae. Gene Ontology annotation, biological process: calcineurin-mediated signaling. Gene Ontology annotation, molecular function: calmodulin-dependent protein phosphatase activity.
GGAGAGGGGGGGAGGGGCGGGGAGCCGCCGCUCGAGGCACCGAGCGGAUCCCGAAGGCCGCUCCGCCGCCGGCAGCACCCGCGGCCCCCUCCUGUCGCGGCGAGGGAGGGGGGAGGCCGGCGGUAGCGCCGCCGUCAUGUCGGGCCGCGGGCACCACAAACUGCCGACCACAGAGCGCAUCGUCAAGGCCGUGCCGUUCCCCCCCACGCAGCGGCUGACGCUGAAGGAGGUGUUUGAGGAUGGCAAACCACGCCUGGACGUCCUCAAGAGCCACCUGGUGAAGGAGGGCCGCCUGGAGGAGGAUGCAGCCCUGAAGAUCAUCAACGACGGCGCGGCCAUCCUGCGGCACGAGAAGACCAUGAUUGAGGUGGAGGCUCCCAUCACAGUGUGCGGGGACAUCCACGGGCAGUUCUUUGACCUGAUGAAGCUGUUUGAGGUGGGAGGAUCACCCAACAACACCCGCUACCUCUUCCUGGGAGACUACGUGGACAGGGGCUACUUCAGUAUAGAGUGCGUGCUGUAUUUAUGGAGCUUGAAGAUAAACCAUCCCAAAACGCUGUUCCUCCUGCGAGGGAACCACGAGUGCAGGCACCUGACAGAGUACUUCACCUUCAAACAGGAGUGUCGGAUCAAGUACUCGGAGCGGGUGUACGACGCCUGCAUGGACACCUUUGACUGUCUUCCUCUCGCUGCCCUCCUCAACCAACAAUUCCUGUGCGUCCACGGGGGGCUGUCUCCAGAAAUCACCUGUCUAGACGACAUUAGGAAAUUAGACAGGUUCAAGGAGCCCCCCGCCUUCGGGCCCAUGUGUGACCUGCUGUGGUCCGACCCCUCCGAGGAUUACGGCAACGAGAAGUCGGUGGAGCACUUCGCCCACAACACCGUUCGGGGCUGCUCCUAUUUCUAUAGUUACCCUGCAGUUUGUGAUUUUUUGCAGAACAACAGUUUGCUCUCUGUAAUCCGCGCUCACGAAGCCCAGGACGCGGGGUACCGAAUGUACAGGAAGAGCCAGACCACGGGCUUUCCCUCCUUAAUCACCAUCUUCUCCGCCCCAAAUUACCUAGAUGUCUAUAACAACAAGGCUGCUGUCCUCAAGUAUGAGAACAACGUCAUGAACAUCAGGCAGUUCAACUGCUCCCCACACCCCUACUGGCUGCCCAACUUCAUGGACGUCUUCACGUGGUCGCUGCCUUUUGUGGGGGAGAAGGUCACCGAGAUGCUCGUUAACAUCCUCAACAUCUGCUCUGACGACGAGCUGAUUUCAGAUGGCGAUGAGACGCUGGAAGGUGGGACGACCGUCCGCAAGGAGAUCAUCAGGAACAAGAUCCGAGCCAUUGGGAAGAUGGCGCGCGUCUUCUCCGUCCUUCGAGAGGAGAGUGAGAGCGUGCUGACGUUGAAGGGCCUGACCCCCACGGGCACGCUGCCCCUGGGUGUGCUGUCCGGGGGCAGGCAGACCCUGCAGACCGCCACAGUAGAAGCGGUAGAGGCACGGGAAGCCAUCCGGGGCUUCUCCCCGCAGCACAAGAUCCGCAGCUUCGAGGAGGCUCGGGGUCUGGACCGCAUCAACGAGCGCAUGCCGCCGCGCCGGGACUCGCUGCACGCCGACGGGGCGCUGCACCUCCACCCCAACCCCAGCCCUGCCGACAAGAACAACGGCAAGAAGAGCCCCUGACGGCGCCCGGGAGCAGCCACAGCCCACGGAUUUUAUUUAUUUAUUGAUAUUUGGGAUGGGGGGGGGGGAGGGGAGGGGAAGGGGGGGGGCAGGGGGAGCAGUUUUCAGCCGCAGGCACCGCCGCGCUCCCGUCCGCAUGUUGGCAGGUGGCAGGUUCUGUCUUUUGGUUCUUAAUUUAUGUUUCAUAUAUAUAUAUAUAUGUAUAUACACACACACACACACACACACACACAUAUAUAUAUAUAUAAAAUAGCCCCUUUUUUCUUAAGUUGAGAAACCAGUGCAAAUGCAGGGCGUGUGGCUGCAGGGCGCUGUGCUGCGCGCCCCCCCCAGGCGGUGCAGCUCGGUGGUCCCACUCCAUGUCAGCCCCCAGCCUGGCACUGCUGGGCCCCUGCUGCUCUGUGUGUUGACCCCAUCCUUCGGCCCCGCUGAGUGCAGCCCUGGGACCCCACAGCAGGGUGGGGAGGCAGCGCUCCCAUCCCCCACCCCUUCGCCCCCCCCCUCCCCGCUCCAUCUGCAUCUUCCUGGGCUCCUUUAGGAUCCCCCCAUCCCACCUC